Paralichthys olivaceus (Japanese flounder) is the source of this 314-nucleotide messenger RNA. NCBI's taxonomy places the organism in Eukaryota, Metazoa, Chordata, Actinopteri, Pleuronectiformes, Paralichthyidae. The record is from RefSeq and is a predicted model, not a curated record.
AUGCAUCAGCAGAUGCAGCAGCAGAUGAUGCCCAACCCACAGAUGCUGUCACAGAUCUCAGAGAACCCGGUGUUCCUGGAAGUGAUGUCCAACCUAGCCGUGACGAGACAGUUGUUAUCAGGCUAUUCUCAGAGGCAGCGGCUCUUUGAAAGAAGGUUUUCCUACAUGUUCAACACCCCUGAGUUUAUGAGACAGGAGUUGGAGAAUCCAGAAACACUUUCUAUGAUGAGCCACCCCAGAGUCAGACAGGCCCUCGAACAGAUCCAACAGGGCCUGCAGACAUUACAGGUUGAAGUCCCAGGAUUCAUGUCCAG